CAGGUUUGGCUUGGUGCACGGAGCGCAUUCACUCACACGACUGGUGACUGUUCUGUUUGUCUCUAAGAGGACCGUUUGAAUUUAAAGAAACCAUGGGAGAGUGGGGAUUUCUGUCCGCCCUGCUGGACAAGGUCCAGAUCCACUCCACUGUCGUUGGGAAGGUCUGGCUCAGCGUGCUUUUUAUCUUCAGGAUCAUGGUGCUCGGAGCUGGAGCAGAGAAGGUUUGGGGUGAUGAACAGUCCAAUAUGAUUUGUAACACCAAACAACCUGGUUGCAAGAAUGUCUGCUACGACCACGCCUUCCCAAUUUCACACAUUCGAUUCUGGGUCCUCCAGAUAAUUUGUGUCUCAACACCAACACUGAUCUACCUUGGUCAUGUCAUGCAUGUCGUCCACAAAGAGAAGAAGCUGAGAGAAUACAGAGAGAAACACCCUAAUGUUGAAAUCGUCAAACAUCCCAAGUACAGUGACGAUAAAGGCCACGUCAAGAUCAAAGGCAAUCUGCUGGGAAACUACAUGACCUCCAUAUUUUUCAGAAUAAUUCUGGAGGUAGCGUUCAUUGUGGGGCAGUAUUAUCUGUACGGGUUCAUCAUGGACCCAUUAGUCGUCUGCUCCCGAGCGCCAUGCCCCUUCACUGUAGAGUGCUACAUGUCUCGACCCACUGAGAAAACCAUCUUCAUCAUCUUCAUGCUGGUUAUGUCCUGCAUCUCUCUGGUGCUCAACGUGGUAGAGAUCUUCUAUCUGGCAUGUUGUCGCUCAUCCAGGCGAAAGUCUAAAAUGCUGCAAGCGCCCGCUAUUCCCGUUCACCCCCGUAUCAAUGGCAACAGCAUGAUGAAUACUGAGAAGUAUGGCCUCCAUGAUGCCAGUCACAGCACAGCCUGAGGAAUUCCAUUUAUAUCCAGUGUGCAAAAUUUUAAGUCAUGCUGUUGACAAACAAGGAGGUCAUUUAAAAAGGGGGUAAAUUUGAAUGAGCCCAUGGUACACAUUUGUAAAAUUACACAAAAGUUAUUCAUUUAUAAGAUGCUUAGAACUUUGUUUUUAAAAAAUCAUGUAUAUUUGGAGUUACUAUAUUUAUGAUAGCAAAGAAAAUGCACCCAAAUAAUUUAUAAUAUAUUGUCACUGGAACAAACUUUUAAAAAGUGUUAAGGACAAAUGUAUGUUUUUGUGGGCUUUUUUUUUUCCUUUGUGUUUUGUACAUACCAUGACAGGGGACAGCUGUGAACACUGGUUUCCCCCAAGUGGCAAGUUGGUAAUUGUGGCAGAAAACUUAAUGUCAGCCUGAUGUGGCCAGUGACUACAUGACCUGAAUAUCAAAGAGACCUGACCAUAUAACUUGACUUACCUCAGAUAUCUUUGACUGUGAUUCGGUUUGAAUUCACUAAAAUCCAUAUUUAAAAGUGCAAGCUUUUUGCUUUGUAAGAGCUGUUAGUGCUUUUUUGCUAUCAAAAAAUGUCUUUUGUUGUUCAGUCUCUUCCGUAUUGAUAAUUUUACCGUCAUGACUUUUGGAAGUGUAAAUAUGUCAACUGGAAGGCAUUUGUUUUGUCAUGUUUUGUACUAAAACUACAUGUGCUACAUGUGUGUUUUUAACUCAUAGUAAACUUGAUAAAUUCAAUGCAAAAACAUGUAUGUUUAUUAAAUCAUGUUUAAAA
Molecule: messenger RNA, 1648 nt
Organism: Acanthochromis polyacanthus (spiny chromis)
Lineage: Eukaryota; Metazoa; Chordata; Actinopteri; Pomacentridae
Product: gap junction Cx32.2 protein-like
Exons: 3
Coding region: 93-881 (262 amino acids)
Biological process (GO): cell communication
Cellular component (GO): connexin complex
Source: RefSeq, a predicted model, not a curated record